UUCAGAUUCCUCGACGUCAUGUGGUCCAGGGAUGUUCGCUUGCCCCGAGGGGAAGUGCAUAUCCAGCCUUUUAGUUUGUAAUUAUCAGAAAGACUGUGAAAAAGGAGAAGAUGAGUUUCAGAAUUGUCCGGCUCCAGAUUGCGAACCAGGCCAGCAGUCGUGCGGUCAGUACGUCUGGAACAAGACAUACUGUAUACCGCCUCAUUACAGGUGUGACAUGACGGUAGACUGUGUGGAUGGCACCGACGAAGCUGAGUGCUUGUUCCGGACGUGCCAGCCAGGUGAUUUUUACUGUACAAUGAGUAACAACCACAGUAAACCGUUCUGCAUACCAAAAGAGAAACGAUGUGACGGUUACAUCGACUGCAGAAACGGUCGGGAUGAAGAAGGCUGCUUUUCGCCACCAACACUCUCUUGUACCUUGGAUAAAUUCAGGUGUGCUAAAGGACACAGGUGUAUUGAUGCCUCUGCUAAAUGUAACCAUCGGAAUGACUGUGGUGAUAACAGUGACGAAGAAAAUUGCAACUUUCCUCCUUGCCAUGUUGGACAAUUCCGGUGCACGAAUGCCAUCUGUAUACCAUUGUCGUACCACUGUGAUGGAUACAGAGACUGUUUAGAUGGUAGUGACGAAGCAAAUUGUACAGCGAUAGCAUGUCCAGAAAACAAAUUUCUUUGCCCGAAGGGAGCUUCCCAGGGUAGGCCCAAGUGCAUUUCCAGAUCUCAGCUCUGCGAUGGAAAGAAAGAUUGUGAAGAUUCUGCAGAUGAAGAAGCCGCUUGCUCUACCAGUAAUUGUAAUACUUUAAGCUGUGAAUAUAAGUGCCAAGCUUCCUUGAACGGUGGUACCUGUUAUUGUCCAGAAGGGAAGAAGAUCGCUAACGAUUCAAGAACUUGCAUAGACAGUAAUGAAUGUGAAGAAUGGGGUUUUUGUUCUCAAAAAUGCACCAACUUGGACGGCAGCUAUUCUUGUCAAUGUUAUUCAGGUUAUGAACUCAGUGGAAAUUCAAGAUGUGUAGCUAUAGACAAUUCCACUUUACAAAUAUAUUUUGCACAUGACAAAUCAGUUUUGAAAAUAGACGGACCUGAUUUAAGUAAUGUUCAGCUAGUAGCAAACACUACUGCUGCCAGUGGUCUAGAUUUCAAUUAUGAAAAAAAUAUUUUAUAUUGGACUGAUACAAAAACGAAAAAGAUCUACUAUCAAACGCUCGUUGAAAGAUCGUCUGCUAUGAUGGUCGGUGGAGCUCAAGAAAUUUCAUUGCCUGGAACAUGGUCUCCAGUCUCAGUUGCUGUUGAUUGGGCUGGUGAGAAAAUUUAUGUUGUGGACGCUAUAGGACAGAAAAUAGAUUUGUUCGAAUGGAACGGUAGAUAUCAUGUCAUCGUUCUCUCUUCUAAUCUCACUUCACCAACUGAUAUUGCCCUCGACUCCAAAGUUGGAUACAUGUUUAUUGCUGACAGCAACCAAGUAGUUCGUGCUAAUAUGGAUGGUUCAAGAGCUAAAGCUAUCGUUUACGAAGCAGCGUAUAAGGCAUCUGGAGUAACAGUUGAUAUCCUGGCAAGAAGAGUAUUUUGGUGCGAUUCUCUCCUUGAUUACAUUGAAACUGUCGACUAUGAUGGAAAUCAUAGAUUUUUAGUUUUACGAGGAACUUCAGUACCUGCACCAUCUAGAUUAGCAGUCUUUGAAAAUCGUGUAUAUUGGACUGAUAGCACAAAACAGGGAGUAAUGUCUGUCGAUAAAUAUGAUGGACAAAAUACCAUUCGUAUGGUGUACAAAAAUCGUGAAGUGAGAGAACCAAAAGCUGUAAAAAUUAUUCACCCUUUAAUUCAGAGUCAAGUUCAUAAUCCCUGUGGAAACAAUAACGGCAAAUGUCAACAUCUGUGUAUCGUAACUGCUGGAAGUCAAGGUCUCGGAAGUCUCGGCUACAGAUGUGCCUGUAACGUCGGGUGGAGAUUAAGAACUAAUUUACAAGACUGCGAGUUGGUCGAUGAAUUUCUUCUGUAUUCACAGCAAAGAUUCAUUAAAGGACGAGUAUUGGAUCCUGUUUUAGAAAACUUUAGUGACGCUAUCCUUCCUUAUGCUUCACGUCGAGCUCGCUUCGUCGGUCUCGACUUUGAUGCUAGAGAUGAUCAUAUAUAUUACUCCGAUGUUUUGCAAGAUGUUAUUUACAGAAUACACAGGAAUGGAACCGGAAAAGAAAUUGUUCUUGCUUCACAGAAUGAAGGAGUAGAAGGUUUAGCUGUCGAUUGGGCAGCAAAAAAUCUUUAUUACAUCGACAGCCGUAAAGGAACUUUAAAUGUCUUAAGUACACGAAACACAACAUAUAGAAGAACUCUCCUUACUAAUCUUAAACGCCCAAGAGCUAUCGUUGUUCACCCAAAUAAAGGGUAUAUAUUCUUCUCGGAAUGGGAUCGUCCAGCUAACAUCAGCCGAGCAUUUACUGAUGGUUCCAACUUGAUUGUGUUCAGAAACGUGACUUUAGGAUGGCCGAACGGUUUGUCCGUCGACUUCUCUAGAAACAGAUUGUACUGGUGUGACGCUCUCCUUGACCAUGUACAGCAUUCGAACUUGGAUGGGACAGAUGUCAUCACAGUUAGUUCUGGACUUAUAAGGCAUCCAUUUUCAAUCGUUAUUCACAAUGAAUGGAUGUAUAUUACUGAUUGGCGAUUGGAUGCAAUUAUUCGUAUGGAUAAAUUAACUGGUGGAAGGGAACAAACAAUUGUUAGAGAAGGCCAGACGAACCGUUUAUACGGUGUCAAAAUCUACAGUGAAAAAGAGCAAGCAAUGCUUCCUUUUCAUCCUUGCUCAGUCAAUAAUGGUGAUUGCCAUAAGAUGUGUUUUGCGAUACCGCCUCCUCACAAAAUUUCUAAUCCAAAAGAUGAUAUAGGUUUGAAGGUUCAAUGUGGUUGUCCAUACGGAGAGAAGCUGGCCGAAGAUGAAAAGACGUGCAUUACAGAUCCGAAUGCUGAACCACCAGUCACAGCAUGUCCGAAUAAGUGGGAUUUCACCUGCAAUAAUCAGCGUUGUGUACCGAAGGCAUGGGUAUGUGAUGGAGAUGAUGACUGUCUUGAUAAUUCAGAUGAAGAACAGAACUGCACAAAACCAACUUGUGCUCCAUCAGACUUCCAGUGCGCUUCAGGAAGAUGUAUAUCUCACACAUUUAGAUGUGACUCAGAAAACGACUGUGGUGAUUAUUCUGAUGAAACAGGCUGCGUUAAUGUCACAUGUACAUCAUCACAAUUUUUAUGCGAUAAUGGAAGAUGUAUUCCUGCCACUUGGAAAUGCGAUUCUGAAAAUGAUUGUGGUGAUAGUACUGAUGAAGGAGAAUUCUGUGCAGAGAAAACAUGUGCUUAUUUUCAGUUCACAUGCCAAAGAUCAGGGCAUUGUAUUCCUCAAUCUUGGGUUUGCGAUGGCGAUAAUGACUGUUUCGACAACCAAGACGAACACGGUUGUCCUCCUAUUACCUGCUCUGCGACGCAAUUCAAAUGUGCUGAUUUACGCCAGUGUAUUCAGGAAACUUAUAAAUGUGAUGGAAUCCUUGAUUGUAAUGAUGGCAGUGAUGAGUUAGGCUGUCCUACUUUGGCACCGAAUCAGUGUGAUACCGAGAAACAAUUCAAAUGCGAAAAAUCAGGAAUAUGUAUCCCAAAAGCUUGGCAUUGUGACGGCACUCCUGACUGUGAUGAUGAAUCUGAUGAGCCUUCAACUUGUGGUCAGGUUGCCUGCCAGACUGGUUACUACAAAUGUAAUAAUUCUCAAUGCAUUUUUAAAGCGUAUAUAUGCGAUGGAAGAGAUGAUUGUGGUGACGGUUCCGAUGAGGAUUCAAGGCAUGCUUGUGGACCUCCUCCUUUUAGGUGUCCACAUGGUCAAUGGCAAUGUCCAGGAAUUUCAGAAAGAUGUGUGAAUAACUCUCUUGUGUGUAACGGUGAACCAGAUUGUCCCAACGGUGCUGAUGAAGGCCCCAAUUGUUUUGUUAACGAGUGCGAAUUCCAUACGUGCAGUAAUGGAUGUAUGGAUACACCUGCAGGGAUGCAGUGCACGUGUCCACCUGGGGAAGUCUUGUCAAAUGAUUCUUUAACAUGUACAGAUCUUGACGAAUGUAUGCCUCCAGGAAUUUGCUCUCAGACUUGCACGAACACAAAGGGAAGCUAUGCUUGCUCUUGUGUCGAGGGUUACCGACUCGAAAUUGAUAAUCACACUUGCAAAGCAAUCAAUCAUACUGCCGCAUUCCUUAUAAUAUCGAACCGCCACUCUAUAUUGGUUGCUGAUUUGAAAGAUCAAGGUUUAGAAAGAGUUCCUAUCAUUGUCGAAAACGUUGUGGCUACUGCCAGUAACAUGCAUAACGGUACAAUAUUUUGGUCAGAUAUGAAGUUGAAAAAAAUUUCUCGUUUAGACAAAGGAAGCGAACCCCAAGAUGUGAUAUUCUCUGGUUUAGAUCUAGUAGAAGGUCUGGCUUACGAUUGGAUUGGUGGUAAUGUAUAUUGGUUGGAUUCAAGACUUAACACAAUAGAAGUAGCAACUGAAUAUGGAGCAAACAGAGUCGUUCUCUUGAAAGAAAACAUUACUCAACCAAGAGGAAUGAUGUUAGACCCAAGCCCUGGUGCAAGAUGGUUGUUCUGGACUGAUUGGGGAGAAAAUCCAAGGAUAGAACGUGUUGGAAUGGAUGGAUAUAAUCGUAGCACAAUCAUAAGUACAAAAAUUUAUUGGCCGAACGGAUUGACCUUGGAUAUCACCACAAAACGAGUUUACUUCGCAGAUUCGAAGUUAGAUUUCAUCGAUUUCUGUAAUUACGAUGGUUCUGGAAGGCAACAGGUUGUUGCUGGAAGUCAUUAUCUCUUACAUCCUCAUUCCAUCACGCUUUUCGAAGAUACCAUCUAUUGGACUGAUCGCCAACUCAAUAGGGUUUUAUCAGCUCACAAGUACCGAGGAAAAAACCAAACUGUAGUUUCCCAUUUAAUAUCUCAACCCCUCAGCAUUCAUGUUCAUCAUAGCUCACUUCAGCCUCAAUAUCCGAACCCCUGCGAAGCGGCACCUUGUUCGCAGCUUUGUCUUCUUUCACCUUCAAAACCUAAAGGAUACCGCUGCUUAUGUAAACCAGGAAACAAGUUGGUAGAUGAAGAAAAAUGUGUUGAAGAAGAAACAGCUCUUCUUCUCGUUAUGAAGGGAGCUCAGAUCGUUGACGUAUCUGUAACUCCAGGCGAUAGAACAAGCGGAUUCUUGGUUCCUAUAGUCGGUAUCAAUGUUGGAUUACAAGUGGAAUAUGACAGGAAAUCUGAAAUAGUAUUCUGGGUAGAAGCCAAAGAAGAGGAAAGUGAAAAUUGCACAAUCUUUUCAACACCAGUACGUGGAGGAAACAGAACCGAGUUUUUGACUGCUGACAGUGGUUUGGUUGGUUCUCCUUAUACCAUAGCUUUCGACUGGCUGGGUAGAAAUCUCUACAUGGGAAAUAGGCUUGCUUCAAAUUUUGAAGUUGUGAAAGUUGAUGGGAAAGUCAAGCACAGAGCUAUAAUUCUAGCCAAUAACGGAAAUGAAACAUCUGUUGCCAAACCUCGUUCUAUGUGUCUCGAUCCUAGUCAAGGUAAACUUUUCUGGGUUGAUGAAGGAGGUUACGGAGUUCCUCAAAAAAUCGGUAGAGUUAAUAUGGAUGGAUCUAAUCCCAUUAUACUGUUGAAAAAUUUGGAACGCCCUCUGGCUAUAACUAUAGAUUUGGAAACUAAACUUCUGUAUUAUUCAACUGAAUACCCUUCAAUGAUUGGAGUCAUUGAUUCUGAUGGUGGUAGGCAGAGGACUUUGGUCAGUGAAGAUAUGCAUACCAUCGCUUAUCCAAAAGCUCUUGCCGUCCACAAUAAAAUGCUCUACCUCAUGGACCCGAGAUAUGAUAAACUUGAAAGAAUCGACUUGGAAACCGGAAAAAAUCCUCAACUAAUUAUGGAUAAUGAACCCGACCUUAAAACAUUUACAAUUUUCAAGAAGAGGCCAAUGACGAAUCAUCCUUGUAUAAUGAAUAAUGGUGGUUGCGACCAAAUCUGUAUCCCUGCCGAAAAUAGUGGACAUGUCUGUAAGUGCUCCAUUGGUUAUAAGAAAGAUGACACUGGUGCCUGUAUCAGUUAUAAGACAUUUGCUGUCGUCUCUCAACUCGAUAUUAUCCGAGGAUAUAGUCUUGAUGAUUCUAGUGAAGCAAUUGUUCCUAUAUCAGGAAUCGGCCAUCACAUUUUACAUGUUGAUGUCCACUAUGCUGAAAAAUGGAUUUAUUGGGUUGACUUCAACCGUGGGCCUUGGAAUGGAAUAUUCCGAAUCCAGCCGAAUGGUACAAGGCUCGAACACAUUGUUAAAGACGGAAUCGGUUCUAAUGGUAUUCGCGGCCUUGCCAUCGACUGGGUUGCUGGAAAUCUUUAUUUUGCUAAUGUUUUCCCUCAUGAAAAUUUCAUCGAAGUUUGCUGGCUGGAUGGAUCAAACAGGAAGGUUUUGCAGAAAGGUCUUAUUGAUGCACCCAAAGAGCUUGCAGUAAAUCCUAUAAAGAGGUUGCUCUAUUGGAUUGAUUACGGCCAAUAUCCCAGGAUAGUAAAAGCUUACCUAGAUGGCUCUAAUUCUUCUCCAAUUGUCUCGUCAGGAAUUAGUACACCGAGAGAUCUUACGAUUGAUAUGAUGACACAUGAUGUUUAUUGGGUCGAUGCCAGAUUAGACAUGAUACAAAAGGUUUCCUCCAGUGGUGGUAACAGACAGAUUAUUCGUCGUAACCUUCCGAAUCCCAUGGGCAUCGCUGUUUACAUGGGAUCAGUUUAUUGGGUGGACAGAAAUCUACAAACAGUUUUCAAAGCUUCAAAACUCCCCGGUAAUACAUCGCAGCCGAUACCUGUUCGGAAGGGUCUGCACCGUUUAAGAGAUAUUGCGAUUUACGACAUCAACAACCAACCCCCAGAUGAUAACAAUCCAUGCAAAAAACUAGGUAAUGGAGGUUGUCGACAAUUGUGCUUCUCUUACCCUGCUGAUUAUUCCCUGAAUGCAUUCAGAUAUCGAUGUGACUGUUCAACUGGAAUGCUAGUAGAUGGUACAAGGUGUGAAAAUACCUUAGACUACGUUGUAUUCUCUACAAGAACUGAAAUAAGAUCUAUUUAUCUUGAUCCGAAGUCUACAAAUGUGCCAUUCAAGCCUGUUGGAAAUCUUACAAAUGUGGUUGGAGUCGAAUUUGAUCGUGCCGACAAGAAGCUGUUCUAUACCCAGAUAAGACCUUUUGCCAAAAUCGCCUCUGUGCCCUCCGAUAACCCAGGAGCUCUGAGCACAACUCUCAUAACCAGAGGCAUCAAUCCCGAAGGUAUCGCUUACGAUUGGACCCAGAAAAAGAUUUACUGGACAGAUUCGUCAAAUAAUUCUAUUUAUGCAAUGAACUUGGAUGGAUCCGAUCUUGUAAUGAUCACUAGAGUUGAAAGGCCAAGAGCAAUUGUAGUCGAUCCUUGCAAUGGAACUCUUUAUUAUACUGAUUGGGGAAGAUUCGGAACAUCUGGAAAGAUAUUCAGGACAACUAUGGCUGGCUCUUUGAAACGAGCUAUAAUUGACCGAGAUCUCUCUCAGCCUAGUGGCCUUGCCCUCGACUACGAAGACAAGAAGCUGUAUUGGACAGAUGCGGUCAGAGAAAAAAUUGAAAGAAUAAACUUAGACAACGGUCCGCCUAAAAGAGAAGUUCUUAUAUCUGCUACGAUUUACCCAUUCGCCAUUACUGUUCUCGACGAUUAUAUCUAUUGGACUGAUCUUCAGCUGAGAGGAGUUUACAGAGCUGAAAAGCAUACAGGUGCUAAUAUGGUAGAGCUUGUCAAGCGAUUAGAUGAUUCGCCGAGAGACAUCCAGGUAUUUUCCCCUAAAAGACAGACCUGCAAUGUCAAUCCAUGCCACAUAAAUAAUGGAGGUUGUGCCAAGAGCUGCCACCCUGGUCUCCAUGGAAAGGCUGAAUGCAAGUGUGAUGAUAAUACAAAGCUGGUUAAUGAUGGACGGAUGUGUGUUGCGAAAAAUCUUACAUGCGAAGGAAACAAAUUUGUCUGUGCAAACGGUAAAUGUAUUUCGAGAAUGUGGGCUUGCGAUGGAGAUGAUGAUUGUGGUGAUAACAGUGAUGAAGACUUUAAAUUCUGUGCUUUCCAUUCUUGUAGUCCAAAUGAAUUCCGAUGUGCAAACGGACGUUGUAUAUUCAAAUCCUGGAAAUGUGAUCAUGAAAAUGAUUGUAAGGAUGGAUCAGAUGAAAUUGAUUGCGAUUAUCCAAAAUGUGCUGAAGGAGAGUUCACCUGUUUGAACCAGAGAUGUAUCCCUAUGGCACAGGUUUGCAAUGGUGUUAAUGACUGUAAAGACAAUGGUACCUCUGAUGAAACUCACGAUAGGUGUCCAAAGAACACAACAUGUCCGACUGGCCACCUGAAAUGCCAAAACACCAACAUAUGCGUGGAACCUUAUUGGCUCUGUGAUGGUGAUAACGAUUGUGGGGACAACAGUGAUGAAGAUUCGUUCCACUGCGCUAAAACGACUUGUCCACAAAAUAGCUUCAGGUGUCCUAAUCACCGUUGUAUCCCAGCAACUUGGUAUUGCGAUGGAGAUGACGAUUGUGGUGAUGGCUCUGAUGAACCACCAGAAUACUGCAAAAGCGAAGGUCGCACUUGCUUCGGUGACUUGUUUACUUGUGAUAAUGGCAACUGCAUUCCGAGAAUAUAUAUUUGUGAUGGUGACAAUGAUUGUUUGGACAAUUCAGAUGAAGAUUCUAGACAUCAGUGUCAUGACAGGAAAUGUGAUGAAGAGACAGAGUUCACUUGCCAAAGCAACAAGGCCUGGGGAAGGGCUCAAUGCAUCCCGAGGAAAUGGCUGUGCGAUGGAGAUCCCGAUUGUGUUGACGGAGCUGAUGAAAAUGCUACUGCUCUCCAUUGUCCUCCUCAACCUUCUUGCGAGCCCGACCAGUUCACUUGCGGCAAUGGAAGGUGUAUUAAUAAGGGCUGGACUUGUGAUCACGAUAACGACUGCGGUGAUGGCACUGAUGAAGGAAAGGAAUGCCAUUCUGUUUACAAAACUUGCUCACCACAAGAAUUUUCUUGUCAAAACUUUAAAUGCAUACGAAUGUCAUAUAAAUGUGAUGGAGAAGACGAUUGUGGUGAUAACUCGGACGAAUUUGAUUGCAAAAAAGAACAAACAACAUGCCCAACCGGUCAAUUUAAAUGUAACAACGGCCAAUGUAUUGACUACCAAAAGGUCUGUAACAAAGUGGCAGAUUGUACCGAUGAAUCUGAUGAACCUUUGCAUUGCAAUAUUGAUGAAUGUGCUAAAGUGGAAGUGAACCAAUGUGGUCAUAAAUGCGUUGACACUCUCACUGGCUACUAUUGUGAAUGCAAUCCUGGUUACAAACUCCUCGAUGAUGGAAAAGCUUGUGCUGACAUUGACGAAUGUACUGAACAAUUGGGUGUCUGUUCUCAAUAUUGUUCCAACACUCCUGGUUCUUAUUAUUGCAAAUGUGAUGAAACAUAUUAUGACAGAGCUUCUGACGAGCAUACAUGCAAAAGAAGAGACAGGAAUGUUCCAUGGAUUGUUUUCACAAAUAAAUAUUACAUUAGAAACAUGUCAUUGGAUGCGUCAUUGUACUCUCUGAUCCACCAAGAUUUGACUAAUGUAGUCGCUCUGGAUUAUGAUUACAAAGGAAAUACAAUUUACUUCUGUGAUGUUACUGCAAAGACUAUAUUCAGAACUGAGAUUGGUACAAAUGAAAAAGAACCAAUUAUUCGGCAUGACAGCCACGGUUUAGAAGGAUUAUCUGUUGAUUGGGUUGGAAGGAAGAUUUAUUGGUUGGACCGUCAUAGUAAACACUUAGAUGUAGCUGAAUUGGAUGGUACUAACAGAAAGACAUUGAAGGCUGGUAUUCAGGAUCCGAGAGCCAUUGCUGUACAUCCUGGCAUUGGCUAUCUAUUUUUCACUAGUUGGUACUUGCAGGCAUUUAUUGGAAAGAUGGGUAUGGAUGGAUCGAACAUGACUCGUAUAUUGACUCAUGAAGAUGGGUUGGCCUGGCCGAAUGCUCUCACUAUCGAUUUCUUUUCGGAUCGUAUUUAUUUCGCUGAUGCUCAUUUAGAUUACAUAGCUUCUGUCGACUUCGAAGGAAGGCACAAGCAUAUCGUUUUGAAAGGAGAUAAAGUACCACAUAUUUUUGCUAUAACAUUGUUUGAAGAUUAUAUUUAUUGGACUGAUUGGAAUCUUAAGGGAAUUUUAAGAGCCAACAAGUUCAAUGGACAUGAUUACAAAGUAUUAAGAAACACAACCCAUAGGCCUUACGAUGUUCAUGUUUAUCACCCAUUAAGACAGCAGGCAUAUCCUAAUCCUUGCGGAGGAGAUAAUGGUGGCUGUUCUCACCUGUGCUUGCUGUCACCUGUGCCCGGAGUGGACGCUUCGCCUGAUGGAUACGGCGAUGCUCAGAGCCCGGUAGACUUCAAAUGUGCCUGCCCUAAUCAGUUCAUACUGGGUUCUGACCAGAAGACCUGCAUAGCAAAUUGUACCAACGGGCAGCAUAGAUGCGGAGGAAACGAUGAUAGGUGUAUUCCCUGGUUCUGGAAAUGUGACGGAGAAAAGGAUUGUAAAGACGGUUCUGAUGAACCAGCGGAAUGUCCAAAACGAACUUGCAGAGCAGGAAUGUAUCAAUGUGAUAACGGCAUCUGUACCGCAUCAGCAACAAUUUGUGAUGGAAACAAUGAUUGCUCGGAUUGGUCUGAUGAAAAGUACUGCAAUUUGACUUGUCCUGAUUUAGAAUUUAAAUGUCGAUCAAAUGGAAGAUGUAUCCUCAAUGCUUGGGUAUGCGAUGGAGACCCAGACUGUAAAGAUGCUUCAGAUGAAGACCCUGCCCACUGUCAUACUAGAAAAUGUGAUAAUGAUACAGAGUUCACUUGUAAAAAUGGUAGAUGUAUUCCUAAGUUAUGGACCUGUGAUUUCGACAAUGACUGUGGUGAUGAUUCUGAUGAGCCCGCUUAUAUCUGCAGACAAAAGAAUUGCACUGAUGGAUGGCAACGUUGUCCUGGUCGAAGCAGUUACCGGUGUAUUCCAAAAUGGCUUCUCUGUGACGGAAAAGAUGAUUGCCGUGACAACAGUGACGAAGAUCCUGCCAACUGUCUUAAGUGUAACACAACUACUGAUUUCCAAUGUGCUAACAGUCGUUGUAUACCUAAGCGUUGGAUGUGCGAUUUUGAAAAUGACUGCGGAGACAACUCUGAUGAAACCGAAGCAUUGUGCAAAGGUUCUUAUAGGCCUUGCUCUGAAUCUGAAUUCAAGUGCGCCAACGGCCGUUGCAUACCUCAGCAUUACAGGUGCGAUCAUGAUGACGACUGUGUUGACGGCUCCGAUGAAGUGGGUUGCUCUAACUUCCAAUGCAAGAACGGAACGUUCCAAUGUGCCAGUGGCCACUGCAUCGCUUCCUAUUUCCGUUGUGAUGGAGAUAUUGAUUGCCGUGAUAUGAGUGAUGAAAUGGGAUGUCCACCUCUUCCGAACGGGCGAUACUGCAGAGAAACCAUGUUUGAAUGUGACAACCAUAUUUGUAUAUCUCACCAAGACAAGUGCGACGGAAUGGACGACUGUGGUGAUAAAUCAGAUGAAUCUCCAGAACUUUGUGCUCAUGUCCAAUCUUGCUUCGGCCGAGGACGUUAUCAAUGUGAAAACGGUCGAUGUAUUACAUUCGACGUCAUGUGUGAUGGUCAUGAUGACUGUGGGGAUGCUUCUGAUGAGAACAAUCAUUCCUUAUGUUAUUCACCACCUCGCCGACCCCAUUGCACACCUCAAGAGUUUGCUUGUGACAACGGUAAAUGUAUUCCUGAAGAUAAUGUUUGUGACUAUUCUGAUACGUGCGGUGACAAUUCAGAUGAGAUCGGCUGCCAUCAUGGAAGUUUGUGUCCUGGUGACGGAACAAUGGGUGGUUGUGAACAAUCCUGUAGAAACCUGACCAAGCAAGCAUUUAUCUGUGGUUGCCAUCGGGGAUAUUCCAUUGAUCCAGACAAUAGGAAGAAGUGCAUAGAUGUUGAUGAAUGUGCAAAUGGAGCCCACCAAUGUUCUCAUAAGUGUACCAACUUAAACGGCACCUAUGCUUGUUCUUGCAGUCCUGGUUUCUCGCUAUUGGAUACUAUUAGUGGUGUUUGUAAAGCUGAUGAUCCUAAGGUUUCUGUCAUAUUCUCGAAUGGAGAGGAGAUUAAAUCAUAUCAAGCACAUAUGCGACACGAAGUAGAUGUAAUUCGCAAUGAAAAACGCAUUGAAGCUCUCGAUUACAAUCUCAAAACUGAAAUGAUAUUUUGGGUUGACAGUUACGAAAAGAAGAUUAAAAGAAGUUAUAUGAUAGACGCUUUGGAAGGACGUGUUAAAGUUGGAUUCGCUCAAGAUCUAACUGUCAAAGGUAAUGCCAAACCAACAAGCAUUGCAGUAGAUUGGGUCGGUGGAAAUCUAUAUUGGGCCGAGACAGACCGAUCUGGUACUAAGCCUAAAGGGCGCAUAGUUGUAACAAAACAAGAUGGCCGAUACAGGCGCUCCUUAAUAGACAGCAACCUAGAAUAUCCAACAUCAAUAGCAGUUGAUCCACAAUACGGUCUAAUGUUUUGGUCAGAUGCAGGAGAUGAUCCAAAAAUAGAAGCUGCUUACCUAGAUGGCUCUAGGAGAAGAGCUUUGGUUACAGAAGGAAUACGUCACCCAGCCGGUCUCACCAUUGAUUAUGCAAGCGACAAUCACCCAAUUUAUUGGGUCGAUACUAAAAUGAAUUUGAUUGAAACGGUUCAUCAAGACGGAACCAAACGAGAAAUUAUUCUCAAAGGAGAUGCCCUAAAACAUCCAUUAUCCUUGGAUGUUUUCGAAAAUAAUCUAUACUGGGUCGCCAAAGAUUCUGGAGAGCUUAUAAAACAGGACAAAUUUGGUAGAGGAAUACCAGUAUCACUUGCCAAAAAUCUAGUUAAUCCAACCGAUGUUAAAGUUUAUCACAAAGCAAAAUACAAUUUGAGUAUCCCUAACCCAUGCGAGAAAAAGCCAUGUGAUCAUCUUUGCCUGCUACGGCCUCGUGGAGAUUAUUUGUGUACUUGUCCUGACAACACGAAAAUGAUACAAUCUGAAACGGAAACAAUAUGCGAUUCAGCUACUGAAGAGCCUCUUCCAUUACCAAGAGUGUGCCAUUGUCAGAACGGUGGUCUAUGUCAGGAAGAUGAUACAGGAGGCUUGAUUUGUUCAUGUCCUAACGAAUUCACCGGUAGUGCUUGUGAAGUUUACGUACAAAUGGUCCGUACGUCAGGUCCUUCGAUUGCACUAAUAGUUCCUCUCAUAGUACUGCUGGUCUUGGCAUCUGCUGGUGCAAUUUACUACGUGGUUAGGAAACGGCCUUUUGGAAAAGGACCAGUUUUGAGUAGUUUAACGAAUUCGCAGAGUGUUUCUUUCAGACAAGGAACAAAUGUAGAAUUUGGAUCUCCUGCAUUCAGUAGUAAUGGUCCAUCAAUACCGGAUGCAAUAGAUGUUGAAUAUAACCUGUCCGAUAUCAGCGGUAAGAAUAGAGACUUCAGUAACCCGAUGUAUGAUGCUCUUGGGAACCUAGAGGCCUCUCCCGCUGAAACCAACGGGACUGGGGGCCUAUAUGACGAUAUGAAGACUGGAAGGGCAGUUAUAGAGCCAUCCUCAGCUGUUUUAGCGCCCUCAGUAGUAAUGAGUAAGUCUCCUGGCAAGGGACGAGGUCGACACCGAGACCUGGAUCCUUCCGCAGACACAGGAAAAGAUACCCAGAAAUUGGUAGAAGAAGACAAGUCAGACUGUUGA
Molecule: messenger RNA, 13765 nt
Organism: Nezara viridula (southern green stink bug)
Lineage: Eukaryota; Metazoa; Arthropoda; Insecta; Hemiptera; Pentatomidae
Source: the annotation of a GenBank genome assembly